AUGUUAAGUGGAGACAACACAAUGUCCGACUACGAUCUACAGUUCCAAGCGGACCUAGAAAAGGCGCAGGCUUUGAGUUUAGAAAGUUUGGCUCUUGAACAGUUUCGCAGACAGAAACUACUGUCUAAUACUAAUACAGAUAAUGUCCGAGAAAAUACUGCGAACAGUACGCGUCGACGCGAGGAGGGCGAAGGACCACCACCUGCAUUGCCACCACCGCCGCGAAAGCCCCCACGAGGGCGCAUUUCCACUUCGGAAACAUCAAGUGACAGAUCAACAGGCACAAGUCCCACCAGGACUGAAAGCAGUGAUCUGAUAUCGUUCUCAAGCCCUACGAGUAAAUCCGCUCCGAAGGAACCCCAUGCUUCGCUCAAAGAAUACAUUGAACAAAUUAGCAAAUUAGGACUGCAAACCGAAGACAUAAAUAUUAAUACGCCAGAAACACCUCCAACCAUGAACAACCAUCCAUACAAUCAGAGACCAGCACACCCAUAUGGCCCGCAGUACCCUUAUAACUAUCAGCAACCGUAUACCCCAAUGCCAUCAUAUCCAACUGCUUCACCGUAUGGAAUGCCAAUGCCUUUACCUACUCCAGCUCCAAAUUUACCAAAUUAUUCGUAUUACGCGCCGUCCAUUGUAGCUUCACAAGCCCCUACAACACCCUAUGUCGCAACUAAUCCACCAAUGUAUGCUCCAACGAUACCGUACAGUCAAACAAGGAUGGCCUCUCCUGCUCCAUAUAUCGGGUAUCCUCCUCCCCCUAAUCAUCCGCCUUCAUACAACUAUAAUACAACGAAUAUGAUAACCAGGCCAACAAGACCUGUCAGCUUAUAUCCACAACUCAGUCAACUGCACAUGUACCCGCCAUUGCCGACUAGUUCUCCUGUGGUUCAAAAUGUUAACAAUAACAAUACAAGCACACAGACUGUUGUGAAUGCUGAACCGUCAAGGGACAGUGUGGAAAGCAAUGCCUCGAAAAAGUCUUCCGAAGUCAGUAUUGGAUCGAACGAGUCAAACGAUAGUAUCGGCAGUCUGCCGAAAUCGCAGAAUCUGAUCGACUUCGGAGGCCGGCUAGCAAAGGGUGCAGGUAGCGUAAGAGUCAGUGUGCUAGAGGCAUUUGAUCCGCUUCUAACUGAUCAGCCUAAUUCCGAAUACAUGGCGCCUAGUGAAUGUUCCAGCAGCGUGUACGAAGAGUACGACCCGUUAGACUUUUUGUACGGCGAGACAGAGAUGCGCGAUGCUCCUGUGUACGCGACAGUGAGCAAGCGAGAAAGUACUAUGCUGCCGUCCCCUCCGCCUAAGUCAAUACCUACCAUGCCAACUGUCCCUAAGAGGCCUACUACGAAUAAACUUUAUGACUGUAUUGUAAGAACCAGAAACAAAAAUUAUGACAGUGAGCACAAAGCUUUUUUGAAAUUGGUACAAGAUGUCAGAAAAAAGUUUGUCUUUUCGGAUGAAAAAACUAACCCGGGUCAUGUGAUAGCAGCGCGUUCUGGCGGUAAAUACCCGCCUAACACCAGUAUCAAAGUACUGGUGUAUAACGCGCACGCGGACGAGCCCAUUACCUUCACCUCUGAUGUCGAAUCAACUGUGGAACAUGUGAUACUUACCGUAGUGUGUUCUCUCGAUGAGGAUAUAAGGGACGAUAUGUCGGGAUAUAUGUUGCGAGUAUGGGGUGCAAAGGAAUACUUGACUCCGGGUAGUUCCCUCAGCGAGUACGAUUACAUCCGCGAGUGUGUACGCUUAGAGAAAGAUGUGCGUCUCUAUUUGCACGAGGGCGGAGACAACGCACUGGCGAGAAGUGAAAGGGACGACGCGAGAGAUUCCCAUCUUACUCUCGACGAUCUUAUUUCGUCGCAGGGAGCUACGCUUACUUUCGAUAACCUGUCUAUAUUACUCGAGACAUUGGAGGGAGAACUAUCACGGGUUGUGGGAGUGGUUGGAGCUGAAGGCAGCUGUUCCCCCAAAGCCGUAUUUCAGGCUGUAAAAGCCAUUUGUGCAUUGGCUGGCGGUGUGGAGACCUUACACGUGACGUACACGCUAAACGCGUUCGCACAAGCUUGUACUGCGCAGAAUGGCGGCAACGCGGUAACGCCAGAGAUCCAGGCGGAAAGCGGGCCGUACUGUGCGGUGUCGCUGCGCGCGGCAACGGCGCGCGAAGCGGUGGCGCAGCAGUGCGCGCGACUGCGCGACGCCGUGCGCGCGCUGCUGGCGCUGUACACGCGCGCGCGCCUGCUGGACUUCAGUCUGGCCGACGCGCCCGCCGCCGUGCCGUCGCAGCCGCACAAAGCAGCUCCAGCGCACACAAUAUCUGAAACAGUGUUAUUCUGCAUCGAAGCAGUACAUUGUUUGCCCCUUUGCUGGAAUCACGACGAGUAUCUGUUUCACGCCCAAAUAUACUACGGCACGAGGCCUUUGAAAACUGUGCACGCGACGCAAUCUUCCAAGAUAGAGUGCGGUGGCUUUUAUCCCAGAAUAAUUUUUGAUACUUGGUUAAAUCUAGAAGACAUUCCAGUUAAUACUUUGCCACGAGAAUCGCGUUUGGUACUAACUCUUUAUGGUCGCACUCAAAGAACUGUGGACAAUCAGCAUCAAAACAACGAGAACAACCAGCAGAACAGCGAAGGCAACGAAGAGAACGGCGAUGUGCAGUAUGAACAGGUUGAGCUUGGCUGGGCUUCUAUCCAAAUGUUCGAUUAUGAUUGCAUGCUGGCGGCCGGCAACUACGUGGUGGCGCUGUGGUCGGCGCCGUGCGACCGGCGCGUGGGGCCCGCGCCGCACGCGCUGCACCACCCGCCCGCGCCGCACCCCGUCAUCAACAUCGGUACUGUGCGCGCCACCCGGCACACACACAUACUCACACCGCUCCGACACACAUACGCUCCCACUCAAAACACUCCGUUCCGCACGCGCUGCACCACCCGCCCGCGCCGCACCCCGUCAUCAACAUCAGUACUAUGCGCGCCACCCGGCACACACGCUCAUACUCACACCGCUCCGACAUACACACGCUCCCACUCACACCACUCCGUUCCGCACGCGCUGCACCACCCGCCUGCGCCGCACCCCGUCAUCAACAUCGGUACUGUGCGCGCCACCCGGCACACACGCUCGUACUCACACCGCUCUGACACACACACACACGCUCCUACUGAUACCACUCCGCGCCGCACGCGCUGCACCACCCGCACGCACCGCACCCCGUCAUCAACAUCGCUACUGUACGCGCCACCCGGCACACACGCUCAUACUCACACCGCUCUGACACGCACACGCUCCUACUCACAUCACUGCGCGCCGCACGCGCUGUACCACCCGCCCGCGCCGCACGCGCUGCACCACGUCAUCAACAUCGAGGUUCCACUGUACACGCGCACGGGUGUCAAAUGGACGAACGGCGACGAAGAAAAACAAAGAAACAUCUCGCAAGAGGAGUUGCCGUCCUUCGACUCUUUGGACGGACAUACGCAGUCGCAACUGUUGCAUUUAAUAGAACAGGGCGCUUAUCAGAGAAUGCCCAAUGAAGGAAGGGAAGUAAUGUGGGAGAAACGUCAAUACCUGGUACAAUUGCCUGGUGCAUUACCGCUGGUCCUGCUGGCCGCCACCAACUGGUACGGGGAGCACCGCGCGCAGCUGGUGUCGCUGCUUGAGCUCUGGGAGAAACCUUCGCCCUUGAACGCCAUGCAUUUGCUGCUGCCUUGUUUCCCGGAUUUAGCAGUACGCAAAUUGGCGGCAAAGCUAUUGAACGGAAUGUCCGACGACGAUUUGAUACGCGUGCUGCCACAACUGACGCAGGCCUUGCGCUACGAGACUUACGAGGCGAGUCCGCUUGCAGAAUUAUUGCUGUCCCGUGCUAUGUCCGCACCUGCUGUUGCUCAUAAGCUGUUUUGGUUGCUGGUUCACUCCUUGCCAAAUGUACCGCAGGCGCCAAACCAUGAGUUCCUGGGAAUUACACUGGAAGAAAAUGCUACUGAAUGUCAGGAAGUGGAUGCUUGUUUGACUGCGACGUGGCGAUAUAGGCUAAUGCUCCGAGCGUUGCUUGCAAUCUGUGGAGAAAACCUUACUCGGACAUUAUUACGGCAACAACUGUUGGUCAAGACUGUGUCAGAAGUGGCAUUAUCUGUAAAAUGCGCUAAGGAGGCGCUACGUCAACGCGCUCUGCACGACGGCGGGGAGCGGCUGGCGGCGCUGCUGCGGCUGGAGCCCGUCGCGUUGCCGCUCGCGCUGCACCGCUACGUGCACGACGUCGACAUCAAAUCAUGUUCCUAUUUCUCUUCAAACACGCUCCCAUUGAAAAUUAACUUUAUUGGUGUUGACAAUGCUAUUGUACCCGCGAUGUUCAAGGUGGGAGACGAUUUAAGACAAGACGCCUUAGUGCUGCAGGUGAUCAAAGUGAUGGAUAGUCUGUGGCUUAAAGCGGGGCUGGACCUACGAAUAGUGACUUUCCAAGCUUUACCGACUAGUCACCAAAGAGGAAUGAUAGAAAUAGUAACAGAAGCGGAGACUCUACGGGCCAUACAAACGGAGUGGGGGCUGACUGGUUCAUUCAAGGACAAGCCGAUCGCCGAGUGGCUCGCAAAGCACAACCCAUCCGAGUUGGAGUACCAACGAGCCAGGGACAACUUUACUGCGUCGUGCGCCGGCUACAGCGUGGCAACGUACUUGCUCGGGAUUUGCGAUCGACACAAUGACAACAUUAUGUUGAAGACAUCCGGACAUUUGUUUCACAUAGAUUUUGGAAAAUUCUUAGGCGACGCUCAGAUGUUUGGCAAUUUCAAAAGGGAUCGGGCGCCGUUUGUGCUGACGCACGACAUGGCGUACGUAAUCAACGGUGGCGAGCGGCCCACGCAGCGCUUCCAGCACUUCGUGGAGCUGUGCUGCAUGGCCUUCAACAUCGUGCGCGCGCAUCACACGCACAUACUCGACCUCUUCGCGCUCAUGGCGAUGUCGGGCGCGGCAGGUGUUACGAGUGCAGCGGUGGCCUACGUGCGCGCCGCGCUGAUGCCCGCCGCCACCAACGCCGAGGCAGCCGCCGCCUUCGCGCGUCUCAUACACUCCUCGCUCAAGAGCAAAUUUACUCCUAUAAACUUCUUCCUGCACAAUCUGGCGCAGCUGAGAGCAAGUGGGGACCAGACCAGUAGUUCAUCGGAAUUGCUUUCGUUUAUGCCAAGAACGUACACCAUGGCGCAAGAAGGUCGCCUCGUGCGCGUAGAAUGCCUCAGCUACGAGAAGCGCUACGACCCCGAGAAGCACUACGUGUACGCGCUACGCGUGUACCGGCUAGGUCAAGCCACGCCCUCCGUGCUCUACCGCUCCUACAAGCACUUCACCGAACUCUACCAGAAGAUAUGCCUACACUUCCCGCUGGCAAAAGUGCAUAGGUAA
Molecule: messenger RNA, 5385 nt
Organism: Parnassius apollo (apollo)
Lineage: Eukaryota; Metazoa; Arthropoda; Insecta; Lepidoptera; Papilionidae
Source: the annotation of a GenBank genome assembly